This is a messenger RNA of Saccostrea echinata, 1450 nucleotides long. RefSeq lists its product as uncharacterized. The transcript has a single exon. The record is from RefSeq and is a predicted model, not a curated record. Lineage: Eukaryota; Metazoa; Mollusca; Bivalvia; Ostreida; Ostreidae. Bases 1 to 1440 code for a protein of 479 amino acids.
AUGAAAAAACAACAUUUCCUCAUAGGAAUUACACUGAUUUGUGUGCUCUUCGUUGUUGUGAACUUUUAUUCGAGAAAGAUGCAUUCCUCUAAAAUAUUUUCAGAAGACAUUGCUUCUGAAUCAGAUCGGACAAGAGAAGAAAUAAAGCCAGGAGGAAAUCUAGAAAAACACUAUAUACCGGAGGGUAAUCCUUUUGAUAUGCAAUCACAGGAAUAUGACAACGAUAAUUUCAAAUUCAGCAAAUCUAGUCAACCAACAAAAACAUUGACAACAACAACAGCUACCUCUACGACAACAAAAUUAAUUACAUCAACGACAGCAAUAACAAAACAACUAAAUAAUGUGAAGGAAAUAUUACCAUUAAAAUCCAAAAAGGAGAAUUUAAAAAAGAAACCGAACGUUUCCAAAUCAAAUAACACACUAUUAGAGAUAAAAAUGAAUCAUUUAAAGAAUAAUAAUACAGCUACUGUUACGGCUCGGGUCAAUAAAAGUAAUAGGUCUUCAUCAGCAGUUAAAGGAAAUUUAUCAAAACAAUUAUCAUCAAAUAUUGCUAAAGUGAUAAAUACGACAUUGUUGACACCCAAAGUCAAUACUGUAAGUGGAGUGCGCAUUUACUCCUGGAACGGUUCUUGGAGCCUUUCUUCCAUGUGUGAAGGGUUACAGGUCAAAGACUUCCAAGAAGCAACCCUAAACACAAUGUCGGGGCAGACGCCCAUCUUUGUUUAUUCAGAAACGCAGGACAAAUAUGUCUCUCAUGAUAUUAUAAGAACUGGUUGGUGGGAGCAUCAUCUCGCUGUUCCUAUGGUAACCAUGAUGCAACAAGAUCCAUCCUUGACGUUUUUAGAUAUUGGCGCCAAUAUAGGAGCGUUUACAUUAGAAAUCGCAAAAAUGGGUAGGAAGACAAUUUCUGUUGAGCCUCUUAGAGACAAUAUUCAAAGACUGUGUUGUUCUGUUCAUAAAGGAAAGCUCGAGUCCAUGAUAACAAUCGUUGCAAAUGCAAUAUCAAACAAACACCUUCAAGUCACGUUGGGAAAAGACCUUGAUAAUGUUGGCGGAACCUUUGUUAAUAAAGACAACCCUGCAAAAGUAGCUCAGAUAGUUAUGAAUGGUGAGUAUUCUACUCCAGUCAACACUAUAUUAUUGGAUGACCUUCUUGGACUUCCUGAAAAACCAAAACGAGUCUUGAUAAAAAUGGACGUAGAAGGCUAUGAACAGUACGUUUUGGAAGGUGGAACUUAUUUCUUCAAGCAAGUUUUCGUUAAAGCCGUUUUUAUGGAGUGGACAUACAGCAAUAACCCUUCUAUCAGAGAUUCAAUAAUUAAGUUUAUGGUGAACAGAGACUUUUUGCCUUACUCAUUGUCUAUGCAUGAAAGCAUAUUGGAAUCACCUUAUGAUGCUUGGCCGGGAAAUAUUGUAUGGAUAAACCAAAUUAAGAAAUGAAUAAAUCAGU